Messenger RNA from Solanum verrucosum, 683 nucleotides. RefSeq names its product transcription factor bHLH162. Gene Ontology annotation, biological process: regulation of transcription by RNA polymerase II. Bases 66 to 665 code for a protein of 199 amino acids. Gene Ontology annotation, molecular function: protein dimerization activity; RNA polymerase II transcription regulatory region sequence-specific DNA binding; DNA-binding transcription factor activity, RNA polymerase II-specific. Gene Ontology annotation, cellular component: RNA polymerase II transcription regulator complex. Lineage: Eukaryota; Viridiplantae; Streptophyta; Magnoliopsida; Solanales; Solanaceae. The record is from RefSeq and is a predicted model, not a curated record. The transcript is spliced from 3 exons.
UUAAUUUCGUUAUCGAUUUAAUAGAGGGACGAUCGAUCUUGUUAUUUUCCAAGUUUGUUGGAGAGAUGGAGCAGCAGUACUGUUGUAACAAACCUAGUUCAUCAUCAUCAUGUAAAGCAGCUGAUAGAAAGACAAUUGAGAAAAACAGAAGAAAUCAAAUGAAGGAUCUAUAUAUGAAGCUCAAUUCACUUGUGCAUCAUGAUCAACAUUCUAAGGAAUUUUUGUCACUGCCGGAUCAACUGGAAGAAGCCGCGAAUUACAUAAAGAAACUGCAGAUAGAUUUGGAGAAAAUGAGACUCAAAAAAGAAAGCUUAACAGCAGCUGUUGGUACUUUAAAUUCAAAUUUAAGCAGUAAUACUAAUGGGAGAAUAUUGGAAAAUACAUUGCCAUUGCCACAUAUUGAAAUUCACAGUGUGAAUGCAGCUCUAGAAGUUCUUCUAAUUACUGGUUUAGAUUAUCACUUCAUGUUCAACCAUAUCAUACGUAUGCUUCAUGAAGACGGCGUACAAGUUAUUAAUGCAAAUUAUACUCUUGUGGGUGACACCAUCUUCCAUUCCAUACAUUCUAAGGUGGGAGAAAGUGCAACGUCGUCGUCAGGAUACGGAGCUGCAGCAAAGAUUAUCUCAGAGAAAUUGAAGCAGUUUGUGGGUGCAGCUGCUACCUAGCAACCAACCAAGUUAUAA